Messenger RNA from Tribolium madens (black flour beetle), 766 nucleotides. RefSeq names its product peroxisomal membrane protein 2. The transcript has 4 exons. The record is from RefSeq and is a predicted model, not a curated record. Lineage: Eukaryota; Metazoa; Arthropoda; Insecta; Coleoptera; Tenebrionidae. Gene Ontology annotation, cellular component: cytoplasm; membrane. Bases 98 to 655 code for a protein of 185 amino acids.
UCCUCGAAUUCGCAUCACACCGAAGUGAACUUGACUUUUAACCCAACUAAACUGAUAAAAAAGUGCAUUUUAAUCAUUGUAAUCAACAACAACCAAAAUGGUCCUCUCAAAACCCAUAUUCAACGCGUUAGGUUUUUAUUUCGAGCAAUUAUUCAACCACCCGAUUCGAACAAAAGCAAUUACGUGCUGUGUUAUAGCCACCGCCGGGAACUACGCCUCCCAAUGCAUCUCUGGAAACAAAGUCCUUAAUCAACACAGCCUCCUAGCUUACGGCAUUUUCGGAUUGCUGUUUGGGGGCACCAUCCCGCACUAUUUUUACGCAUGGCUGGAACGAGUGGUCCCCGAAGAGGCGGCAUUUCCCAUCGCAAAGAAACUCUUUCUUGAACGACUGAUUUACUCGCCUUUGUACCAAGCAUUUACGUUGUAUGUUCUGGCCAGGUUGGAGGGCAAAAGUCACGAGGGGGCCCUUAACCAGUUACAGAGUUUGUAUUGGAGUGUCCUCACGUCCAGUUGGAAGUACCUGACCAUCAUUCAUUUGCUCAAUUUGAGCGUUGUACCCCCGAUGUUGAGGGUCUUUAUCAUCAACCUUGUGGGAUUUUUCUGGACGAUUUACAUUGCCAACAAGAGGCGUCAACAGGCCAAACGUGAUAAAUAAGCCAAGGGGGCUGUUUUUAUAAUUAAGUAAUCAUUCCAAUUUAAGGGUGUUUGAAAUGUUAUUUAGAUGUAAUUUGGUUAUAAAUAAAGUGGUUGGUUGUUUGAUUUGAAA